This is a messenger RNA of Staurois parvus, 303 nucleotides long. The record is from the annotation of a GenBank genome assembly. NCBI's taxonomy places the organism in Eukaryota, Metazoa, Chordata, Amphibia, Anura, Ranidae.
UCAGCUGUGUCCAAUCACAGCUGAUCACUGAUGAUCAGUGUGCCCUGAUGAUCUGUGUAGCCCCAGCAGCGCCACCUGUCAGUGUCCAUCAGUGCUAGCUCUCAGUGCUCAUCCAUGCAACCUGCCAGUGCCACAUUUCAGUGCCACAUCAAUGCCACAUAUCAGUGCCUAUCUGAGCUGCCUUUCAUUCAGUGUCACCCAUCAGUGCCAACUAUCAAUGCCAGUCAGUGCCACCUACCUAUCAGUGCCGCUUAUCAGUGUGCAUCAGUGCCGCCUAUCAGUGCCCGUCAGUGCUGCCUAUCA